AUGAGGCCAGUGUCCCUGGUGCUGUUCCUUACCUUCACUCUGCUGGCUUUCAGCGCUGGCCACAUCCUACCAGCAGAGGGGGAAAGCAGGGAGCAGAAAUUGUGGGUCAGGGAGGGAAGUUCAGCCGUGCUGCCUUGCCAACUGAGUCCCAGAAAGUCAAGGAAGACUUUGAAGCAGCUGCCUGACAAGACAUCUGUGCUGUGGAAGCGCUACGGGGGAAGUGUCCACCAGGAGCCACAUGUGGUGCUGGAGGUGGGGUACUCAGGUCUCCAGAAGACAGCGCUGCCCAUGAAGCGCCGGGUGUCACUCCAGGACUCUGCCUUACGCAAUGGCAAUUUCUCCCUGCGGAUUGACCCAGUCCGGAGCAAUGACGCUGGGCUGUAUGAGGCAUGGGUGGAAUACAACACAGAGGUCCACAGCUGCCAUGUGGAGCUGGGAGUAAUUACAGUAACCCUCAGUCCACCCAAUCCUGUGGUAGAAAAUGAGCCGCUCUUGAUGAGCUGCAAUUCCAGCCACCAGGCCAGCCUUGUGGAGGCAUGCUGGUUCCACAAUGGGCAACUGGGCCCCAGCUUCUGCUCCUUGAGCGGGUCUCUCUCCAUCCUCCGACCAACCAUGGCUGAUGCAGGCUCCUGGCGCUGCCAGCUUCGAUACUCUGAUAACAAGAUCAUUUCUGCCACAUACAACCUGCAAAUUCUAGGUUUUGAUGGCCCAACCAACCCUAUGGUCUAUGCUGCAUCUGGCUCUGCAGCCAGUCUACCAUGCAGCCUGAGCUACCUUCCCAGUGCCUUUGGGAAGAAUGUGGUGAUAGCCCACUGGAGCCACCUUGCACGAGGACACUUGCAAGACUGGAGCAUCUCCCAGACACUGAGCAGCAGAAGCUUCCCCCUGAAUCUCCCUGCAGUGGGGCUAGGUGAUGCAGGACAGUACCGCUGUGCUCUCUCCAUUGGCAGCAAGACAAUCAGCAGGGACGUGACCUUGGCACUGAUUACAGUGACUCCAAGCAUCCAAGGACCAGUUGCUGAGGGGAGUCGCUUGCUGCUCAUCUGCAGCCUCACACAUCCUCAGGGACAUGAACGUUUCCAGUGGAAGCAACUUGGCUCAGCCCCUACUAAGAGCAAACUAGCUGUGGCCACCCCCCAUAACCUGGAGGACCACAGUUCCCAGAUGGGACCUACCUUGGAAAUACUCCAAGUGUCACAAAAGGAUAUGGGCACAUGGGAAUGCAGUGUAUAUGGCCCAGAAGGCAGACUGGGAGCAGUGGAGUAUGGGCUGCAGAUCACAGGUGCCCAGGUCUCCAGCUCUUCUGCUAUCUUCAGUGGGCAGGUUACUUUUGGGCUCACACUCACCCUCUUCCUUCUGCUUGCAGUCUGUGUUCUGGCUCUGGCCCUACAAAAAAGGGUAUGGAGUCCUACCUUCCCAGCACUGGAAGGGAUGUUUGCAGUCACUCAGCCAUGGAAGACGAUGGAAGAAAACCAGAAAGAGAAGAUCCAGCAAACUGAGUGUUGA
Molecule: messenger RNA, 1506 nt
Organism: Acanthisitta chloris (rifleman)
Lineage: Eukaryota; Metazoa; Chordata; Aves; Passeriformes; Acanthisittidae
Gene: LAG3
Product: lymphocyte-activation gene 3
Exons: 8
Coding region: 1-1506 (501 amino acids)
Biological process (GO): interleukin-15-mediated signaling pathway; T cell activation; positive regulation of ERK1 and ERK2 cascade
Cellular component (GO): membrane raft; external side of plasma membrane
Molecular function (GO): MHC class II protein binding; protein tyrosine kinase binding
Source: RefSeq, a predicted model, not a curated record